Messenger RNA from Eutrema salsugineum, 1033 nucleotides. RefSeq lists its product as uncharacterized. NCBI's taxonomy places the organism in Eukaryota, Viridiplantae, Streptophyta, Magnoliopsida, Brassicales, Brassicaceae. The transcript is spliced from 3 exons. The coding region runs from base 1 to 1020 and encodes 339 amino acids. The record is from RefSeq and is a predicted model, not a curated record.
AUGGAGAUCUCAAAACCCACAUCGCUAAUGAUGAUGCUUUUUGCAAUCAUGUUAUGUUUCUUGCAAGCCAAGUCACAAGGAGUCUACUGCAGUAACCCUUACGAACAGUGCUUCCAGAAGUACAUAAUGUGUCCGCAAGAAUGCCCCACCACCGGUGCCGCAAACUCCAUGAACAGAGUUUGUUACGUAGAUUGUAGUAAACCUCUCUGCAAUUCCGAGUGUCGCAGGUUGGGUCCAAACUGCUAUCACCCUGCAACGGGCUGUCACGACCCGGGGUUCAUAGCUGGUGAUGGGUUUGUGUUCUACUUCCACGGAAAAAGCAAUGAGCAUUUUAGCCUUGUCUCGGACACCGACGUUCAGAUCAAUGCUAGGUUCACUGGCCACAGACCCGCUGGACGUUCUAGAGACUUCACUUGGAUCCAAGCACUUGGCCUCCUUUUCAACUCUCAUAACUUUUCCCUUGAGGCCACCAAAGUGGCCACUUGGGCCGACGGCAUAGACCAUCUCAGAUUCUCUUACGACGGCCAAGAUUUAGUUAUCCCCGAGGAGAUUCUCUCCAGAUGGUACUCGCCCGAAAAGGACAUCAAGAUCGAGAGAGCUACAAAAAUGAACAGCGUGACCGUGACGAUCAAAGACAAAGCAGAGAUCAUGGUCAACGUGGUUCCUGUGACUAGAGAAGACGAUAGGAUACACAAGGACCACAACUACAAAGUAACUUCGAAUGACUGUUUUGCGCAUCUUGAAGUUAAGUUUAGGUUUUUGAACCUAUCCCCAAAAGUAGAUGGAGUCUUGGGACGCACUUAUAGGCCCGGUUUUCAGAAGCAGGCCAAGCGUGGAGUCGUAACGCCUAUGGUUGGAGGCGAGGAUAAUUUCAGGACAUCUUCUCUACUCUCUCACGACUGCAAGACUUGCGUAUUUAACGGAUUAAGUGGCUCGAUCCGAUGGGAGACCGAGCACGCACUAUUGGAUUGCACUCGUGGGGCAUCUUCCGGAUACGGAAUCAUUUGCCGGAAAGAAUGAUCCUAAACCUCAC